AUGAAGACAAUCAGGUGUGCAAUAGAAGGUGGUGUGCAGGUGGACAGUUUGUUGGCCAUGCUGGUUGCGGAAAACGGUUCCCAGCCUCCGCUGACUGACGACUGCGUGGCAGGGGUCGUAACUAUUGAGUCCGCUGGUAAGGCUCCUGUUGAAGCGUUGGUGCUGGCACCGGAACAGUCCUUCAUGAAAUUCAAAAUUAACGGAUUCAACUGGAGAGAAGACGCUCUGCGAAUCAAAAUUUACCGACGACCAGGCGAUAGUAGUGCAGAUAUUGAUUAUGAAACGGAUCCUACCAAUCCCCUGUACCUCGACGAGGCCAGCAAUCCACAUGGAUACACGGACGAUAAUAACAGCAUGUUCAGCGACGGUGCCACUGAAGGUGGUACAACUGCAGCUAGCUAUGACGGCAGCUUCGGCGUGAGUUCGGUAAAUACAUUCGGCGACGGUCAUGAUACCGGCCAUGUCGCCGGUCAGAGCACGCUUAGUUACGCGGAGUCAAUGGCUACACUGAAGAAACAGCUGGCUGAUAUAGAAUGGAGCCUGGCCGCUACCGGUGGUAAAGAUGCAACACUCCAGAGGAAGGCGGGGUACAGGGACCCGAGAGGUGGUGAAGAACGGGAUGAUGUUGAGGAGCCUUUAUUGGGAGACUUCAAAGAUGCUGGCACGCUUGGAAGAAAAGUACGAUUGGCAGAAGUACGAUUGGUAGAGACACUACCGGUAGAGACACCCUCGGCAGACGCGGCGGUCAGCAGUCCUACGAAACGGACGGAGGAUUCAGAAGUACGAAACGGACUGAAGCUAGUGGAAUGA
Molecule: messenger RNA, 810 nt
Organism: Gregarina niphandrodes
Lineage: Eukaryota; Apicomplexa; Conoidasida; Eugregarinorida; Gregarinidae
Exons: 2
Coding region: 1-810 (269 amino acids)
Source: RefSeq, a predicted model, not a curated record